Molecule: messenger RNA, 1059 nt
Organism: Colletotrichum spaethianum
Lineage: Eukaryota; Fungi; Ascomycota; Sordariomycetes; Glomerellales; Glomerellaceae
Exons: 1
Coding region: 1-1059 (352 amino acids)
Molecular function (GO): protein binding
Source: RefSeq, a predicted model, not a curated record
AUGUUGGUUCAUCUUCUCGGUCUGGCAGCACUUGCCUGUGCCUCGCCUGUCACAACGAGAAACCUCAUCGCAUCUCGAAACCUGACUCUGAGCUGGGAUAUCUUGCCAACUGGGAGUCAACAGCAAUUCAGAGGUCUGUCACCGGUUUCGAACACGAUUGCGUGGGUCUCUGGAACAGGAGGCACUGUCCUGCGCACCAUCGACGGCGGCGCCUCUUGGGAAUCAGUCGGCCCUGAACUCACUGGCGGCGACGCCGAACUGCAGUUCCGCGACGUCCAGGCAUUUUCUGCAGACAAAGCCAUCAUCUUAUCCAUUGGCGAAGGGGCAGAUUCGCGCAUCUACAUCACCACCAACGGCGGCAAGUCAUGGACGCAGACUUUCGCCAACACUGAGGCUGCUGCCUUUUACAAUUGCGUCGACUUCGAGGACGAUGAAAGGGGCAUUGCGGUCAGUGACCCCGUUGACGGCAAAUUUCGGCUGAUCGAAACGGUUGACGGGGGUGAGUCGUGGAAUAUCGUUGACCCCAGCGGCAUGGCGCCUGCGGUGGAAGGCGAGUUUGGUUUCGCUGCCAGUGGGACUUGCAUUUCCACGGCAGCGGGACGAUGGUAUCUGGCGUCUGGUGGCAUUGAUCCUGGCAGAGUCCUCCGGAGUCCUGAUGGAUAUCACUGGGAUGCAUCAGGCAGCGCAAUCGCCGGUGGUGCGUCGGCCGGGGUUUUCUCCGUACGAUUCAAGAACGGGUUGCAAGGCAUUGCGACCGGAGGUGACUUCAACGUCGUGAAUGGCUCCGCUUACACGUCAGCAUGGUCCCAGGAUGGCGGAGAGACGUGGACGGCGUCGGAGGUGUUUCCUGGCGGUUAUCGGUCAGGGGCAUCAUGGGUUCCGGGAUUGUGCGGAGUGGCCGUCGCUGUGGGUCCUUCCGGCUCCGACAUCACGGUCGACGACGGCAGGACAUGGAAAACAUUCGAUACGGGCUCAUUUGACAGCGUCGAGUGUAUCUCAGGCGGGAUUUGCUGGGCCUCCGGAUCGAGCGGAAGGGUUGGAAAGCUGACGCUGAGGUGA